Durio zibethinus is the source of this 1508-nucleotide messenger RNA. RefSeq lists its product as uncharacterized. NCBI's taxonomy places the organism in Eukaryota, Viridiplantae, Streptophyta, Magnoliopsida, Malvales, Malvaceae. The record is from RefSeq and is a predicted model, not a curated record.
UUAUUAUUUGGGUAUUAAAUGUGGCGAACGGUUAGUUGUUAGAGGUAAUUUAAUGCAAUCCAAUUGGCUUAUAAAAGCAGUACUUGUGAUUUUAAAGCUAUCAUGAACGAAGCUAAACUUGAACAAAAUGGUAACCUUUACCAAAGGAGUGGUCUUGUUAUCUUUGCUUUGCUUUAAUGUGCUUGUAGUGAAUGUGGUUGCAAGAAAUGUAGUGAAAAAUAACGAGGAUGAGAAGUCACUAACGAAGGGAGGUGGCUUCGGUGCCGGAGGUGGGGGUGGUUUUGGAGGUGGAGCUGGAGCUGGAGGUGGAGCUGGAGGAGGUGUUGGAGGCGGUUUUGGUGCUGGUGCUGGUGCCGGAGGAGGAGUUGGUGGAGGAGCUGGUGGUGGUGGCGGGUUUGGUGGUGGAGGCGGUGGUGGUGCCGGUGGAGUUGGGAAAGGAGGUGGUUUUGGUGGUGGGAUUGGUAAGGGUGGAGGCGUUGGUGGUGGAAUAGGAAAAGGUGGUGGACUUGGUGGUGGCAUUGGAAAGGGUGGUGGACUUGGAGGAGGAAUUGGCAAGGGUGGAGGCCUUGGUGGUGGAAUUGGAAAAGGUGGUGGAUAUGAAGGUGGCAUUGGAAAGGGUGGUGGGAUUGGCAAAGGAGGAGGUAUUGGUGGUGGAUCCGGAGGUGGCAUCAGUAAAGGAGGUGGGAUUGGCAAAGGCGGAGGCAUUGGCGGUGGAAUUGGAAAGGGUGGUGGACUUGGUGGAGGAAUAGGAAAAGGUGGUGGAUUGGGUGGAGGAACUGGAAAAGGUGGAGGACUUGGUGGAGGAAUUGGUAAUGGUGGUGGCAUUGGUGGCGGAGGCAUUGGAGGUGGAAUUGGAGAGGGUGGUGGACUUGGUGGAGGAAUAGGAAAAGGUGGUGGAUUGGGUGGAGGAACUGGAAAAGGUGGAGGACUUGGUGGAGGAAUUGGUAAUGGUGGUGGCAUUGGUGGCGAAGGCGGUUUUGGUAAAGGUGGUGGCAUUGGAGGUGGGAUUGGAAAAGGUGGUGGAUUUGGAGGCGGUGCAGGUGGGGGAUAUGGAGGUGGUGCUGGAGGUGGAGGUGGAGGUGGUUUUGGUGGAGGUGGUGGAUUUGGAGGUGGCGCUGGAGGUGGUUCAGGUGGAGGAUUUGGAGGUGGUGCCGGAAGUGGCGGUGGUUUUGGGGGAGGAGCAGGUGGAGGUGGUGGAUUUGGGGGUGGCGGAGGUUUUGGAGGCGGAGGAGGUGGCGGAAUUGGACACCACUAAAACUACAAGCUUCACGAUGCAUGCAUGCAUGCAUGCAUGGAUUGAAUUGCUCUUAUUAAAAUCCCUAGUUAUUAGAGCAUAUUUAAUACAUUAAUACCGUCAACCAUCUUCCUAUUACCAUCAUCAUGUGAACGAUUUUGUUGAAACAAAAUAUUAAUUUUAGAAAUAAAAUUAGUAAGUUAAAUAAACCCUUAAUUACCAAAUCCAAUGUUACCCUACCCUUCUUUUAUAUCCCUUUUUGCUUUUCUUUAAU